GGAGCGAGGGGGCGGUGCCGCAGGUCGGUUCCCGAAGCCUCCGGAGGGAAGAAGAGGAAGGCGCGGGGCGAGCACAGAAUGGAAACAGACUGCAAUCCCAUGGAGCUGAGCAGUAUGUCAGGGUUUGAAGAAGAUGCAGCGCUGAACGGCUUUGAAGGAACAGACAUGAAGGACAUGAGGCUGGAAGCCGAGGCCGUUGUGAACGAUGUUCUCUUCGCCGUGAACAACAUGUGCGUCUCCAAAACCCUGCGCUGCGCCGAUGACGUGGCCUAUAUCAACGUGGAAACAAGAGAAGGGAACAGGUACUGCCUGGAGCUCACUGAAGCAGGGCUCAGGGUGGUAGGUUAUGCUUUUGACCAGGUGGACGACCAUCUUCAAACUCCCUACCACGAAACGGUCUACUCUUUGCUGGACACGCUCAGCCCUGCCUACCGGGAAGCAUUUGGAAAUGCACUCCUUCAAAGACUGGAAGCUUUGAACAGGGACGGACAGUCAUGACCAAGUUUUUUCCUGUUCGAGGGGCUGCUGCUGGUACAGACUGCUGACAUAACGCUUGAAGUUCUUGCAUAUGGUCAUAGCAGGAAACGCAUCUUUGGUUUUGUGUCUUUAUCAUCUUUUGCUUCAAAUUUCGGCUUUUGAUUGAGAACAUUAUCAACCAAUGACUUGUCUUUCUUAGCUUCUCAUUCAUUAAGGAAAUCCUGAGGCCAUUGCUGUGACACUAUCAUUAAGACAUUCAAGUUUCUUCCUCUAGUAUCUCUGUAUUUCAGAAACCUAUUCAGUAUUUCAUGCUCCUAUUGCAGGACUUUGAUGCUGCCAGCACUCUCUCUUACCUAGGAAGUCCUAAGAUUGCACAGUAAUAUAGAAAUUAAAAUGACCUAACUUCAAACUUUGAUUCAGCUUGCUAAAUCAGGGGUUUCCUAACUAGCUUGGACUGACUUUGUAGUAAUUAUUUUACUACUAGCCUUAUUGGAAACAAAUUAUCCCCUGCACAAAUUUUGAAAUUCACUGCUUCAUAUAAUCCAUUUAUAUUAUUAAUAUGGACUGAUAAAAUGAGUUAAUUAUAUAUUACUUAGCUAGUAUUACAUGAAAAACAGGUCCUGGAGUUGCCAUUGUGGUGCAACAGAAACGAACCCGACUAGUAUCCAUGAGCAUGCGGGUUCCAUCCCCGGCCUUGUUAGUGGGUCGAGGAUCUGGUGUUGCCGUGAGCGGUGGUGUAGGUCGUAGAUGCGGCUCAGAUCCUGAGCUGUUGUGGCUGUGGUGUAGGCCAGCAGCUGUAGCUCCAAUUCAACCCCUAGCCUGGGAACUUCCACAUACCUCCAGUGUGGCCUAAAAAGCAGAAAAUAAAAAUAAAAAAAAAAAAAAAAACAGGUCCUGAAACAGUACUGUAUUCCUUGUUUGCAGCAGCCAGCCAACUAAAAGGACAAACCGUUAGCAAAUGAAUGUAAUAAUUCCUUAUUUCCAAGAUAUUUAAGCACAUAAGCAACUGUAAGAACAGGCUCCAUUCUUUUCCUAACAAAAAGCAUCUUCAGUGUGUGUGAUUUAAAAGAAAGAAAGAUUCUGAUUUCCUAGAAAACAAUAUUUUGGCCUGUGUUGAUUCUUACUAUGAAUGUUUGUUUACAUAAUGUACAGUAUAUAUUCAGAAAGUAUUUUUGCUUCGGCGUUUACUUUCUAUAACAUAGUGCUUUGGUAUCUUCCCACAAUGCCCUCCUUCCCCAGCGGAUGUACAGUGUUCCGUCUUGAUGCUAAGUCCCCAAUGUCAUAUGCGUGCAUCGUAUGGGUUUGAAACCAAAGGAUGAAUGAAGCAUUCAGAGACCUAAUAUUUGAAAAAGGGAGACUCUGUAUUUUAUAUUUUACUACAGGUACUAAUAUUUAUAAAAAUAAACUAUACCAUGCCGCUACAUGUUUUCAAGUACAUGUUGAAUACUGAUUCGGGAGUCGUUUUUUUUUUAAUGCUAGUCUAAAGCAGCAGCUGUAGAAAUGUCAAACUAAAAUUCUGCAUCUGGACACACCAUAAUUUGUCAUUUGAAGGCUUUUUUUUUAGUCAUUAUUAAAUAAUACAUACUUUCAGGCUCUGAAGAUCAUGUAGACCAGAGCAAAUUAAAGUUUGGUUUGGGUCACUAUUCAUUGUCCAAGUUCGUUGGAAUGCCUAAAUUGUGUUUGAUAAAUGCAUGUUCAUCCUCUUUAUUUUCAGAUGCUUAAUUGUUUGGGCAAUGAAGUCUAACUUCAGGUUGAACUUUCUCAUGCUUAAUCUCAGGCUAAAUGUAAAGGAUAUUUGUAAAGUUUGAAUAAAAUUCUGUUUACUAAUUUUGAGUUAAGUAUGGAGAAAAGUGAUUGUAUGUUUAAAAAUUGGAAGUGUUUGUUUUGUGAUAAAUGAUUAAUUCCAAGAGCUUCUGUUUUCAUUUUUGAAUUCCAUGUUGUCACAUGUGAGUGUGAAGUGGUUUGCUCUUUUUAUUACCAUGAGGGAGCAAAAGAAAGAGACGAUUUAAUAAAACUGCAGAUAUUAAAACCUCCA
Molecule: messenger RNA, 2512 nt
Organism: Phacochoerus africanus (Common warthog)
Lineage: Eukaryota; Metazoa; Chordata; Mammalia; Artiodactyla; Suidae
Gene: GSKIP
Product: GSK3B interacting protein
Exons: 3
Coding region: 79-498 (139 amino acids)
Biological process (GO): regulation of canonical Wnt signaling pathway
Cellular component (GO): cytoplasm
Molecular function (GO): protein kinase A binding; kinase regulator activity
Source: RefSeq, a predicted model, not a curated record